UGAAGGCGAUGGUCGCUCAAGGCGCCUAGUGCGCCUGCGCACAAGUGAGUGGGUGGCGGCCUACUACCUCGGCUUUGCUGUACGCUGGACUGGGGCGGCAAUGGCGCAGCACGGGAAACUACUCAAGGAACAGAAGUACGACCGGCAGCUGAGGUUGUGGGGUGAUCAUGGGCAAGAAGCUUUGGAAUCUGCUCAUGUUUGCCUAAUAAAUGCAACGGCUACAGGAACUGAAAUUCUUAAAAACUUGGUAUUGCCAGGUAUUGGAUCAUUUACAAUUAUUGAUGGAAAGCAGGUCAGCGGAGAAGAUGCUGGAAACAACUUUUUCCUUCAAAAAAGCAGUAUUGGCAAGAACCGAGCUCAAGCUGCCAUGGAAUUCUUACAAGAACUAAAUAGCGAUGUCUCUGGAAGUUUUGUGGAAGAGAGUCCAGAAAACCUUCUAGACAAUGAUCCUUCAUUUUUCUGUAGGUUUACUGUUGUGGUUGCAACUCAGCUUCUUGAAAGUACAUUACUUCGUUUAGCAGAUGUCCUCUGGAAUUCCCAGAUCCCUCUUUUGAUCUGUAGGACAUAUGGACUAGUUGGUUAUAUGAGGAUUAUUAUAAAAGAACACCCAGGAUCAUAGCCAUACUCCAUGGAUUGUGAUCAUAGCUAAAUAUUUAGCACAGUGGUAUAGUGAAACAAAUGGGCGAAUUCCUAAAAGCUAUAAAGAAAAAGAAGACUUCAGAGAUUUGAUUAGACAAGGGAUUUUAAAGAAUGAGAAUGGAGCUCCAGAAGAUGAAGAGAAUUUUGAAGAAGCUAUUAAAAAUGUGAACACAGCACUAAAUGUAACUCAGGUCCCAAGCAGUAUUGAAGAUAUAUUUAAUGAUGAUCGCUGCAUAAAUAUCACCAAACAGACCCCACCUUUUUGGAUAUUAGCCCGUGCCUUAAAGGAAUUUGUGGCCAAAGAAGGCCAAGGAAAUUUACCUGUUCGAGGCACAAUUCCUGAUAUGAUUGCAGAUUCAAGCAAAUACAUAAAACUGCAGAAUGUUUAUCGUGAGAAAGCAAAGAAAGAUGCUGCUGCUGUGGGUAAUCACGUUGCCAAAUUGCUUCAGUCUGUUGGCCAGGCACCAGAGUCCAUUUCGGAGAAAGAAUUAAAAUUGCUUUGCAGCAAUUCUGCAUUCCUUCGAGUGGUAAGAUGCCGCCCUUUAGCUGAAGAAUAUGGUUUGGAUACAGUCAACAAAGAUGAAAUUAUUUCUAGCAUGGACAAUCCAGAUAAUGAGAUAGUCCUAUACCUAAUGUUGCGGGCUGUUGAUCGAUUUCAUAAACAGCAUGGCAGAUACCCUGGAGUAUCUAACUAUCAAGUUGAAGAAGAUAUAGGGAAGUUGAAGUCCUGUCUUACUGGCUUCCUUCAAGAAUAUGGUUUAUCUGUAAUGGUGAAAGAUGAUUAUGUCCAUGAAUUUUGCCGAUAUGGAGCUGCUGAGCCACACACCAUUGCUGCAUUUCUGGGAGGAGCUGCUGCUCAAGAAGUUAUCAAAAUAAUCACCAAACAAUUUGUAAUUUUUAAUAAUACUUACAUUUAUAGUGGCAUGUCACAAACUUCUGCAACUUUCCAGUUGUAGAAUAAGCACUACAUUGUAAUAUGUUAAUGAUUGAAGGUGUAAUUGUCUUCGUAUUGUGCUUUAGCUUGUAAAAUCUAUUGUUUUCCUUAAUAAACAUUUUUCUCGUUUGUAA
This is a messenger RNA of Cricetulus griseus (Chinese hamster), 1707 nucleotides long. NCBI's taxonomy places the organism in Eukaryota, Metazoa, Chordata, Mammalia, Rodentia, Cricetidae. The record is from RefSeq and is a predicted model, not a curated record.